Molecule: messenger RNA, 3128 nt
Organism: Physcomitrium patens
Lineage: Eukaryota; Viridiplantae; Streptophyta; Bryopsida; Funariales; Funariaceae
Product: CLP protease regulatory subunit CLPX1, mitochondrial
Biological process (GO): protein folding
Cellular component (GO): mitochondrial matrix
Molecular function (GO): ATP hydrolysis activity; ATP-dependent protein folding chaperone; ATP binding
Source: RefSeq, a predicted model, not a curated record
CCACUCUUUUCAACAGCAUGAACUGACUUCAAUACCCAAAUCGGCUCUUGAGUCCUCCUUAGCGUGAAGGUCAGAGAGGUGGUCUAGGAAAAGUCCGGGUUUAAGGAAUUGCUUUGGCGAUGGCCAUGGAUGGCCGGAUCUUUUGUGCAAUGAGGAGAGUCGAGAUAGCUUUUGGUCCAAAAUAGACUUCAAUAUUCCUUCGACUUUUUUGAAGGCCGAUCCUUUUUUACUUUUCAGCUAGGCAGCCUUUGAACCAUGAUUGCUGGAGAAUUUAGGAUUUAAUACCUUGGUAUGGCUCAAAAGCUUGAACUGUACCCCGUAUGUGAGUCUUUGCGAGUUGUGUCGUUUCGGCCUCAUUUGACUGAAUGCUGAAGACUGUUAAGUGGAAGGGUAGAGCGUGACUCUGGUGCGAGAUUAUGUGUCAAGUCAGUCCCUCGCUUACGAUUAAGGGAAGAAGAAUUUGACGGGGCGGUGGUUGGCAUUACGAAGGAAGCAUUGCUCCUCAAUCAUGUACAGAUUCAAUCUGUUGGCGAUCCGUUGAGAUUAAGAUGAAGAAGAAUGGAGAAGCAUUCCGCCUCAGUUUAUAGUUUGGAUUGAUAAGUAGUUCUCAAUUCUUCUUUAUUUCCCAUUCUCCAUGACCUUACCCAUUGUGUUAGGGUUUUUAAUCUAGUUUGUGUUUCAUUACGUGCACGAAGACCACUUUCUGCUUACAGAAUCUACUGCCAAAUGGCUGCCGCGAGGUGGAGAAGGUUUAGUAAUGUUGCCACCAAUUGUCGUAAAUGCUUCGAGACAUCAAGCCCGGAAUUGAAAUUCAGUUGGCAUUUAGCUUCUCCACACACUUUUGGGAGAUCACAGGUGGAUUCUACCUCCGUCAUUCGACAUUGUGAGCACGAACUCAUACGCUCGUACAGCACGUUAUUGCCAGCUACUGCUCCUUUCCAGGUUACUGAUUGUAAUUUCAAAGUGGACCACAAUUCCAUUGGAAGGGGAAAAGCGCAAGUGGCCAGGUUUCAUGAUCAAGGAGGGUCACGACGACAAAAACGUGGAGCGAAGGGUUUGCAAGCCCAUUCUGUAUGCGCGAGUUGCAGCACCCCAUUAAUUGCCCCAGUGGCGUCCGUCUACACCUUUGAUUCGGUGCUGACUUGCCCUAAAUGUAGAGGCGCAGAAUCUCUUGCGAUCAUUGAGCCUGAGGGGGCACCUGAAAAUACAGAAGACCAGGGUACAAAAAAUGUUUCCGGAGGCUCGAUAUCGGUGCUAUCGGUCGCAGAAAGUGCGCAAUUGCGUGAAACUGUACAACGUAUUUCUCGAUGGCACGCUUCCCGAAGGCCAUUGAAUCGUGAUGAGCCACAUCAUUGGCAGCUAGGUGCAGGUCUAUCGUCCCAUCCUUCUUCUCCACCUCCUCCAAAUUUUGUACAAGCAGCUGCUGGUUCUUACCCUUCCAGCGCCAACCUUGUCCGGCCGCUCACUGGAACUAGAGCUUCAGAAGGAUCAAGUGGUGGGUUUGGCUCUGGAGACUCCUGGGGCGGCUCUUCCCUUGGGAAAGUCCUUCCCACCCCGCGAGAAAUUUGUCAAGCUUUGGACAAGUUUGUUGUUGGACAGGAGCAGGCUAAGAAGAUAUUGUCCGUGGCGGUCUAUAACCAUUACAAACGCAUCUACUUUGAAUCCAUGCGGAAAGGCAAUGCGAAACCCACAAAUGAGGGAUUUGGUGUGAGCGAAGUUGAAUGUGAAGAGAAUGAUGUGGAAUUGGAGAAGAGUAAUGUUCUCCUUAUGGGUCCCACCGGAUCUGGUAAAACAUUGCUUGCCAAAACCUUGGCUAGAUUUGUAAAUGUACCUUUCGUCAUUGCUGACGCUACGAGUCUCACGCAGGCAGGAUAUGUAGGAGAGGAUGUUGAAUCUAUACUUUACAAGCUCCUAGUGGAAGCAGAAUUUAACGUACUUGCUGCCCAGCAAGGCAUCAUUUACAUUGAUGAAGUGGACAAAAUCACAAAGAAGGCUGAGAGUAAAAAUAUUAGUCGGGAUGUAUCUGGUGAAGGUGUUCAGCAGGCACUAUUGAAGAUGCUUGAAGGCACUGUUGUGAAUGUCCCAGAGAAAGGGGCACGGAAACAUCCAAGAGGAGAACACAUUCAGAUUGAUACCAAAGACAUUCUUUUCAUAUGUGGAGGUGCUUUCGUUGAAUUGGAGAAGAGCAUUGCAGAAAGGAAGCAAGAUUCAUCAAUUGGUUUUGGAGCACCUGUUCGUGCCAAUAUGCGAGGAAACAAACUGAUCGACGCCGCCAUUACUUCAUCUUUGCUUGAGACGGUAGAGAGCAGUGAUUUGAUCUCUUAUGGGUUGAUUCCUGAAUUCAUCGGACGGUUUCCCGUGAUAGUCAGUCUCUCUGCACUUGACGAAGACCAGCUUGUCCAGGUCCUCACUGAACCCCGGAACGCUCUUGGUAAACAGUACAAGAAGAUGUUUGCGAUGAACAAUGUGAAACUCCAUUACACAGAAGGAGGUUUGCGGAGGAUUGCCCAGAAGGCCGUGGUUAAAAACACUGGUGCACGUGGGUUACGUUCCACAUUGGAAACUGUACUCACUGAAGCUAUGUACCAAGUGCCAGAUAGUAUUUCGAACGAAGGUGAGCAGGUAGAUGCUGUAGUACUGGAUGAAGAUGCUGUGGGCGCACCCGAUGGAAACGGAGAAGGUGCAAAGAUUUUGCGUGGCAAGGGUGCGUUGGACUUCUAUUUGAGAAAUCUUAAAACACCAAGCGAGGAUGGAGCACAAGUUGCCUCAGAAGAAGAGGAAGUUGAAACGGAUGCAGACAUGGCUGCAAGGGCGGUAAAUUUGUAAAUUAGUAUUUACAAGUGUACAGUUUCGAGUGAAGACUAACAUUAUUGAUUAUUCUAUACAUGGUAGUAUUGGUUGGAUUCAUUUUUAGUAGUUCUUACUGCCAGUGAAGUUGUUCCUGCAAUCAAGAGCCUUAAUAUUCUUACACUUGCCCAUGAGUUCAACAAGACCUUAUUAAUCAAAGAUAGGGUCCGUUUAACCAGGGCUGGUAACUCAUUAACGUGAUACUGAAGUAACUGAUAUUUCAAUCCAUACAAAAGAUUUGUGGAUUUUUCGCCCUUAAGAAAACGUCAUAAUUUUCUUGA